This is a messenger RNA of Zingiber officinale, 1881 nucleotides long. RefSeq names its product pentatricopeptide repeat-containing protein At1g08070, chloroplastic-like. Bases 1 to 1881 code for a protein of 626 amino acids. The record is from RefSeq and is a predicted model, not a curated record. Gene Ontology annotation, molecular function: RNA binding; protein binding. Gene Ontology annotation, biological process: RNA modification. The transcript has a single exon. Lineage: Eukaryota; Viridiplantae; Streptophyta; Magnoliopsida; Zingiberales; Zingiberaceae.
AUGUCUUCUUCUCGGCCGCUGCUCGGCCUCGUCCGGCGAGCCACCACCUCCUCCCAUGCCCGGCAGGUCCACGCGCAAAUCAUCCUCUGCGGCCUCCCCCUCCACAACCACCUUCUUUGCAAGCUGGCGGAGCUCCGCUCCUCCGACUACGCGCUCGCCGUCUUCCGCCGCCUCCCCUCGCCGCCUAACGACCACGCGUACGCCUCCCUCAUCCGCGCCUUUUCUGCAUCCGGCCCAUUUGAUUUCGCCCUCUCCUUAUACUCCCGCAUGCUCCUUGAAGGCGUCCGUCCCACCAACUUCACCUACCCUCCCCUGCUCAAUUCCUGCUCCGCCCUCUCCUCUGCCAACCUCGGCCGGCAGGUCCACGCGCACGUUGUCAAGUUAGGGUUCAUCUUCGACCUCUACGUAGGUAAUUCCCUCAUUGAUAUGUACUCCAAGUGUCUCCUCAUCGACGACGCCCACCAAGUGCUCGAGGAUAUGCCUGUGAGUGAUGAGGUGUCAUAUAACUCCCUCAUCUCUGGUUAUGCACGUGUUGGAGACAUGAACACGGCCCGUUCGGUGUUCGAAGAAAUGCCGCAUGCACAGAAUGUGGUCUGCUGGACUGCCCUUAUUGAUGGAUUUGGGAAGCAUGGAAUGAUAUCAGAGAUGCUCGAUAUUUUCAAACGAAUGCUUGUUUCCGCUGAACAUGUUCUUCCCAACUCAGCCACCAUGGUGUGCCUCCUAUCUGCAUGUGCAAAUGCUUCCAAUUGGGAGGUCGGAAAAUGGGUAGCGGGUUUCAUUGAGGUCAAUAUGAUCACAUUGGACUCAUUUCUUAGUACAGCACUAGUAGACAUGUAUGCAAGAUGUGGAGAUAUUGGAAAAGCAAGGAAAGUGUUUGAUAGUAUUUGUGACAGAAAUGUGGGGUUAUGGAAUGCUAUGAUCACUGGAUACCUUCAUGGAGGAUCCCCAGAAGACGCAGUCAGAUUGUAUCAUCAUAUGAGGAAAUUAUCCGUCGAACCAAAUGAGAUCACCAUGGUCAAUUUGCUUUCAGCUUGUGCUAGCCUGGGAGCUCUUGAUCUUGGGAGAGAAGUUCAUCGAACUUUGGCUAGAAAGAGAAUGCAGAUGAAUGUAAUUCUGGCCACUGCUCUUGUUGACAUGUAUUCCAAGUGUGGGGGCAUUAACGAUGCUUGCUUGGUUUACGUGAAGGCACCGAAUAAAGAUGUCGUUUUGUGGAAUGCAAUGAUAUCAGGGCUUACAGUUCAUGGAUAUGGUAAAGAUGCUCUAACAGUCUUUGUGAAAAUGGAGAGACUCGGAGUGAGGCCAAAUGAUUCUACCUUUGUAAGUGUUUUAUCGGCAUGUAGCCAUUCAGGCCUUGUAGAGGAAGGUAAAGCUAAUUUUCACAAGCUGCUUGACUAUGGAUUGAAUCCUAAGGUUGAGCAUUAUGCUUGCUUGGUUGACCUUCUUGGUCGAGCAGGGGAUCUAAGUGAAGCUGUUGCACUGAUACAAAGGAUGGUAGUCCCCCCUAAUUCUGUCAUCUGGUCUUCUUUGUUGAGUGCUUGUCGUAUCCAUGGGAAUGCUCAACUGGCUAGUGAAGUUGGACGGCUUGUUCUUUCGUCCGGUGAGGCAAGCUUAGGUUGUUGCAAACUGCUUUCUAACAUUUUUGCCAGUGUUAGCAGUUGGACUGAUGUAGCAAGAGUGAGGAAAUUGAUACACGAGAAAGCAAUGAUGAAUAUUUCCAGCUGCAGUUGGAUCGAAGUACAUGGGACUGUUUAUAGAUUUCUUGUAGAAGACACAAAGCUUGUAAGAUAUCAGCAGCUAUACACAAUGCUAACUAUUCUGAUGAGGCAGUUGGGUGAUGAAGGAUAUCAACCAGAUUCCGACAAUCUUGGGGAGCAUGUCUGA